AUGGGCCCCUCGAGCCUGGGCCCGCUGCCUCUGGUGAGUGAGGGCGCCUUUUGGCAGCAAUACAUCCCAGUGGAGGCCGCUCCAGAGAGCUCGCGGGGCAGGGGGGCACCACUGCUGCCUGCAGCCAGGGCCUGGCUGCCCCCGCCGCCCCCGCACUGCCCCCGCCGGGAUCUGCACAAGCAGGUAGUCGGCACCGAGUUCCAGAGCAUCUACAGCCUGGACAAGCUCUACCCGGAGUCGCGGGGCUCGGACACCGCGUGGAGGGUCCCGGAUGACGCGAAGCAAGCCAACAGUGACAUUCCUCUAGAUCGCUUGACAAUAUCUUAUUGUCGGAGCAGCGGGCCUGGAGGCCAGAACGUUAACAAAGUGAAUUCCAAGGCUGAAGUCAGGUUCCAUUUGGCUACCGCCGACUGGAUCGCAGAGCCGGUGCGCCAGAAGAUGGCCAUCAUGUAUAAAAACAAGAUCAACAAGCUGGGAGAGCUGAUACUCACCUCUGAAUGCAGCCGCUACCAGCUCCGAAAUCUGGCAGAUUGCCUGCAGAAAAUUCGAGACAUGAUCGCCGAAGCCAGCCAGACGCCCAAGGAGCCAUCCAAAGAAGAUGCUGUACUCCAGAGAAUCAGGUACCAGGAAACGCCCCAAACUUCUUCCCACGGAGUCCUGAGGGGCGGCACCGGGAAAGAAGGGGGCAGGGCCAAGCCCCGGACCUCCCAGCAAAUAUGUGGACAAUCUUCCAACCCACUCUCGGUUCUGGACUGCAAUCCCACUGAGCGAUAA
Myotis brandtii (Brandt's bat) is the source of this 774-nucleotide messenger RNA. It is a transcript of the gene MRPL58, whose product is annotated as immature colon carcinoma transcript 1. Lineage: Eukaryota; Metazoa; Chordata; Mammalia; Chiroptera; Vespertilionidae. The record is from RefSeq and is a predicted model, not a curated record. The transcript is spliced from 7 exons. Gene Ontology annotation, biological process: mitochondrial translational termination. Gene Ontology annotation, cellular component: mitochondrial large ribosomal subunit. Gene Ontology annotation, molecular function: translation release factor activity. The coding region runs from base 1 to 774 and encodes 257 amino acids.